Entelurus aequoreus (snake pipefish) is the source of this 1725-nucleotide messenger RNA. RefSeq lists its product as uncharacterized. The record is from RefSeq and is a predicted model, not a curated record. The transcript has 4 exons. The coding region runs from base 96 to 1613 and encodes 505 amino acids. NCBI's taxonomy places the organism in Eukaryota, Metazoa, Chordata, Actinopteri, Syngnathiformes, Syngnathidae.
CCGGUGGUUGCGCGCGCCUCUUGGCAACGGAAGCCGAGCUCCACUAGAGCCGAGACGCACUUCCGCAACCGAAGCUAAAUAACUUUUAAACGAAAAUGCCUGUCUGCUGCGUGCUGGGGUGCAAAAACAGACAACAAUCCGGCAAGAAACUAAAAUUUUACCGAAUACCAACAGAAUACAGACCGUUUCAGGCUAACCGACGUCGUUUGUGGCUAAAAGUGAUCAAGCAACUGAAUGGCAGCACAGAGGAGCUCAAAGAAAAUGCUCGAAUUUGUGGCGCCCAUUUCCUAUCAGGGGAAGCAUCCAUGGACCACGACAGUCCAGACUUUGUGCCUUCUGUGUUUACAUGCAUGAAGCAGAGCCCGCGCCCCAAGAACCAAAGCACAAGCACAAGGAUUUUGGGGCGUAGAGGAAGAAGCCAGCGUCACCAAGCAGAAAAUAUAAUAGAGUCAGAGGAAAUGCCAACCAAAGCUGAUGAGCCUGAGAUUCAGGGGUCCUCUUCUGACAUUGUCCCAAUGGAAAUGAAUGGAAGUGAACCUUAUGAGCCUGAGAUUCAGGAGUCCUCUUCUGACCAUGUCUCACUGGAAAUGAAUGGAAGUGAACCUUCAGAAGAGAUCCAGUCACCAUCAAACACAAAAUGUUCAAAGGCUGAACAAACACUGACUGAAGAGACUGACACUGAAAUGAAAGAAAUUACCUCAACGCCUCUCAUGAAAAAUCCAUCAUGCAUUUUGAAACUUGAAAAAAAUAGUCCUGUAGUCCUCCUUAAGCGCAUACUUACUCCACUUGUGCAUGAAGAAGAAAAAGAAGAUGAUGAAGAAGAAGAAGAAGAAGAUGAUGAUGAUGAUGAAAGCUCCUCUUCUAGUAAUUUUCAAGAGACAUGCCCCUGUAGUCCUUUGGCACCGCCAGAUGCGCCUUCCUUUCCGUGCAACAUGUGUGAUCGAACUUUCACGGACAACCAUCACCUGAAGCGGCAUAAACUGCUUCACGUCAAAGAUGGCAGAAAGUGUCCAACAUGUGGUGUACUUUUCUGUCAACUUCACAGACACACAUUGUUCGUACCACGGCUUGAAGAGUCCUCAAGUGAGUCUGAGGAAGAUUCUUCCGUCAGUGAGUUGGAGGAUGUACCUGAACCAACGGAGACUGUGGAUGAGGCCGAAGACUUUAAGAGUUACUGGGAAUUUAUUCCCCUGUUAAAAAACAAUCUUUCCAUCAGUGAAGCCCACGCACCAAUAUCAGACGCAGAAAUGUUUAUUGAAAUGCCGCUAGAAAACAUCUGUGUUCCCUGUCCAGUUUUGCCAGAAGCCAAUCCCUCUGACAACAACACUACCAAACUACCAGAACCCGAAGCCUUUGUGGAACCUUGUUUACCUCCACCCAAGAAGCUUCCCCCUGCCCUACAGUUGUUUUCGCAUCAGUUCCUCACCUCAGCAUUUUUCCAAGUUAAAAGAAACUAUAAGUAUAUUUUUAGCAAGAAAAUGGAUGACUUUUCCACGGUUCGUUUAGAAAAUAAUCCCUGUGAGACAGAGCUGGACCUUUCGUCAUAUCAUAUGCUAAUUGAUGGGAGUGUUAAAAAGAUGCCAACUGCUUUCGACCUGCAGAUUGUGAUCUAACCAAAACACUGAGUGACAAAUUUGAGCUCUUUUUACUGGAAUGUAUUUGACAAAUGUCACAAGUAUUACAAACCUGCUGCUUUUUUUUAUUAUUAAACUGACUCACCUCUAA